UAAACUGACCAAGCAAGAAGAAUCUUUACGCAGAGAGGAUCAUAUGGAGAAUUGCAGCUUAGAUCUCUGCCUAUCUCCAGUGACCUCUUCACUUCAAUCUUGUCACCGAGAUUCCAAGGUUAGUCAAUCUUUAGCCACGAGAACUAAGGAGAUCAAUGCAUUCUAUAAUGGGAGAGUACGAGAAUACGAUCUCGUAGAGAUCCAGAUAAGGGCGGUAAUAGAGAUGGCGAGCAAGGAGCGUGACAUAACGGUGUUAGAGUUAGCACCGGUUAGACUAGAAUCGCCCUUAGUGUUUCCGGUGAAGAGAUCAGUGGAGAGGUUUUUGGAGAAGAGAAAGAAGAGAAGCAAAUAUGUUACUACACCUUACAGUUACACUUGCAGCUCCACGUCUUCCUCCUCUUCGCAUCAUUUCUAAAACCCCACUUAUUUUUGUCAUUUUUCCGUAUACUCAACGGUGAACUUCGAGUUUUUUUUUCAAUCUUGUUUUUAAAUCAAGAUGUUUCAUUUGUAUAAAACUCGGAUCAUUUGGAUCGCUUGUAUUAGUUGUGUUCUCCUCAUC
Brassica oleracea var. oleracea is the source of this 559-nucleotide messenger RNA. RefSeq lists its product as uncharacterized. NCBI's taxonomy places the organism in Eukaryota, Viridiplantae, Streptophyta, Magnoliopsida, Brassicales, Brassicaceae. The transcript is spliced from 3 exons. The coding region runs from base 44 to 415 and encodes 123 amino acids. The record is from RefSeq and is a predicted model, not a curated record.